Messenger RNA from Gossypium arboreum, 1601 nucleotides. Its product is annotated as vinorine synthase-like. The coding region runs from base 78 to 1454 and encodes 458 amino acids. Lineage: Eukaryota; Viridiplantae; Streptophyta; Magnoliopsida; Malvales; Malvaceae. The transcript is spliced from 2 exons. The record is from RefSeq and is a predicted model, not a curated record.
AAGUAGAAUAGAUGGCCCGUUUGUGAUUAGAUGUUUAAGCUUACAUUUUGUACGGUUUCAUAGCAAUUGUUGCAGAAAUGGAAGUUCAAAUAACAUCAAAGCAAAUGGUUAAGCCCUCUUCUUCAAAGCUUCAUCUUUUGAAGCCAUUCCAGCUUUCCCUUAUAGACCAAGUCAGUACAACAAAUUAUGUUCCAUUCAUUUUCUUUUACCCCAAACCUUGUGAUUCCCAUAUCGACGGUUCCCAAUUCUCAAAUAAACUGAAACAGUCACUGCCGAAAGCUUUGACUCAGUUUUACCCUCUCUCUGGUCGGACAAGGAACAACCUCUUUAUCAGUCAUUACGAUGAAGGAGUUCCAUUUGUUGAAGCCAGGGUGAAAGGCCGAUUAUCUGAUUUCAUUGAGGGAACUGGUGAAGUACCAGAGCUAGAGGCACUGAAACAGUUGCUUCCUUGCCGACCCUUUUGUUUUUUCCAAGACUACUCAGCGCUACCCCAACUGGGAAUUCAAGUAAACAUCUUCGAUUGCGGUGGGAUUGCACUAGCUUUGUGCUGUUUACACAAGAUCAUCGAUGCGACAACCAUUUCUUGUUUCUUGAAAACUUGGGCAGCUUUUAGUCUCGGCUCUAAUGGUGAAAUACCGGAUCCUGAUUUGUUAGAGGCAGGGUCAAGGUUUUUUCCUCCAAUGGAGUCGAUGCCCACAAGUAUCAACUUGAAACGCCUGCUGUUCAACGAAGGCAGGCGUAAGUCAAGGAGUUUCGUGUUUGAUGCCAAUGCAAUUGCCACCCUAAUGUUCAAAGCCAAAAGCAAAAGCUUGGAACAGCCUUCCCGAGUUGCAUCUCUGGGUGCAUUCUUAUGGAAACAUGCCAUCCAGGCUUCUAGAUCAAUUUCAGGAAGUCGAAAGCCAGCUAUUUUAUGCCAGACGGUGAAUAUUCGACGAAAAAUGAAACCGCAACUACCAGAUUAUUCAAUUGGGAAUCUGUAUUUGUUGCCAACUACCACAUAUAACUCAGUUGGGAAAGAUGUGGAGUUAACUGAGUUGGCUUAUCUAGUGAGUGAAGCAGUGAAAAGCGUGAAUAAGUAUUCCCAGGAUCUUCUCCGAGGAUUUAAAACUAUAAAAGAGCAACAAACUGAGAUAACAGAAAUGGUUUCAAAAGGAAAUGCAGAGUUUUACACUUUAGUGAGUUGGUUGAAUACACUAGACGGGAAACAAGAUUUUGGGUGGGGAAAGUCGAGUUUGUUUAGCAUCCCAGGGGUCGAUAGCCAUAACCCAGGAUUCAGCGAUCGUUUUAUUCUAAAACAGGCUAGGCAUCACAACUCCAUUGAAGCAUGGGUUACUCUACCCGACAAAGUUAUGGCUGUUCUGGAACAUGAUCCCGACUUCCUAGCUUUUGCUUCUCCAAAUCCAUCCAUGGGCAAAUUUAAAGCAAAAAAACAAGAUUCAAUGGCGAAACUCUGAGUGGAAAGAUCUGAGUUGUUUUGGAGAAACUUCUGUUUUUAUGAUCUUUGCUUGCUAUUGUAUGCGUUUGAAGUUACUUCUGUUUGUUAUUGUCAUUGCUUAAUUCGCUUCAAUAUAGGCUUCUUUAUGUUUGAUUGAGAUAAACAA